ACAAAAAAGAAGACAAAAAGAGAGAGAUAACUAGGAGAAGGGCGUGAAGGUAGUUGUGUCUUCCGUGGACAGUCCAUUUAUGGUAACCUUGAAUCCAGUGAUAUGCAUGUGUACAAAUUGUAUCUUGCAUUAACAAAAGAUAAACGAAACUCCACUUGUUAGUAUUGUUAUGGUAUAAAGAAAGAAAAACAAUUCCCACGAGUAUGGCGGACAGUUAUUUAAGACCCUCUCCACUACUUCUUCUCAAAUCCCCUUCUUUAUAUACCUUUCCUUUCACAUUUUCCCCAUUUUCAGGUACCCCAAGAUCUCUUUCUUUCUCACACAUGGCCUCUAAUUGUUCUUCUUCUAGUCCCACUAGUGGUUCCUCCACUACCCAUCAACCUUCUCUUCUUGUUUUCUCAGGUGGAACUGCAUUUAAUGGUGUGGUUGAAGAGCUUAAGAAGCUAACUACUCGUGUAGCUCAUGUGCUCCCUGUUUCUGAUGAUGGAGGAAGUACUGCCGAAAUUGUUCGUGUUCUUGGUGGUCCUGCUGUUGGAGAUAUACGAUCAAGAUGUUUGAGAUUGUCUGACCAAAGCACCUCAGAGGCUCGUGCAGUCCGAAUAUUGCUUGGUCAUCGUUUACCUCUUGAUCCACGGAUAGCCAAAUCAGAAUGGUAUCAAAUUGUGGAGGGCAGCCAUGAACUUUGGCAAGGUGUCUCAAAACCAUAUAGGGAAACUAUAAGAGCUUUCUUGGCUUACUUCCAGGAUCAGAUUCUCCGGCGUUCAGAUGAGUCAUUCUGUUUCAGCAAUGGAAGCAUAGGGAACUUUUUCUUUGCUGGAGCACGAAUAUUCUUCCAGUCUCUAGAUGCAGCAAUCUUUUUGUUUUCACGGGUUUCAGAAAUUCCAGCAGAAAGUUUGGUCCUUCCUGUGAUAUCUACAAAUGAAAGGCUUACCCUGGGGUGUGAGUUACAGGAUGGAACUGUUAUACGCGGACAAAAUGAAAUAUCUCAUCCAACCCAUGGGUCCAUGCAACCAAUAGACAAGGAUGCCUCUUCAGCCCCAGCACUUCCUUCUAGAAUAAAACGGGUAUUCUACAUGUCCAGUGAAGGAAGCAACUUAUUGCAUGAGGUCUUCCCCAGUGUAAAUCCCACUGUCUUGGAACAGUUGAGAAGCGUUGACUGUAUUGUAUUUGGCAUGGGCUCCCUCUUUACUUCCAUCUGUCCCUCUCUGGUUUUACUUGGAGUGGGGGAAACCAUCUCUUUGCGGUCUUGUCCCAAGGUACUUCUGUUGAAUGGUACUCAUGAUCGAGAAACUAGUGGCUUUAGUGCUUCUUGCUUUGUGACUGCCAUUACUGAUGCCUUAAAUCGAACUUAUGGAGGUCCUCAUAAUUGUCUUAAAAAUCCUCCAAACAAAUAUAUCAACACCCUUCUGGUGCCGAAAGAUGGCCAAAUACCUGUGGAUAUAGAAAGCCUGGCUUCUCAAGGAAUUUUCAAUGUGGUCACUGUGGAUUCCAUCCAUGAUCCAAAAUUGGGAGUGCUUUUUGAUCCCAAAUCACUGAUUCAAGCACUUUACAAGCUGUUGACUGACGCAUGAGCCUGAAUGCUACUGUGACUCGUCAAACCUUAAUUUAUCAGAAAUUUCGGAGCUUGUGGCACAGUAGUCUUCUGAAGUUUCUCCCUUUUUGCACAACUUGCAAUGAAUCUGAAGAGAAACAGGCUCUUCCUGAACACUUGUAGAUAACAAUUCAAGCAGCUCUGCAUUGAUUUCUCCAUGAAGUCCGAAGGAUGAUGGUAUGACUUCCAUAGUUCCACGUAGGCAUUGGCUUUGAUCUUAUUCAGCUCUCACUGGGAAAGAAUAUCGUGUUCACAAUUGAUCUGAAACACAUCUGUUGUUUCAAAUUAUAAACGAAUUUGGACAUGCACAGAAUGAAUUUUUUUUGGCAACCACAACUUGUUUGGGGUUGAAGCAUAAUUGGUGUUGUACAUAAUUAUAUUUUCUGUAUAUCAAGAACCUUAUUUUUAAGGAAAAUAUUCACUCUUAUAGAGCUGCGUAUGAUGUAUGUCUUUAUGUUCUA
Lycium ferocissimum is the source of this 2052-nucleotide messenger RNA. RefSeq lists its product as uncharacterized. The transcript has 14 exons. The record is from RefSeq and is a predicted model, not a curated record. The coding region runs from base 204 to 1571 and encodes 455 amino acids. Gene Ontology annotation, molecular function: LPPG:FO 2-phospho-L-lactate transferase activity. Lineage: Eukaryota; Viridiplantae; Streptophyta; Magnoliopsida; Solanales; Solanaceae.